AUGGCUCCAAAGAAGAAGGAGCAGCAGAAGAUGUCCCUCGGGGCUUUUCUGACUGACGAGAAGAUGGGCUCUUGGGCUGAUGAGAUGGAGGAUAUGCCAGUCUACUCUCGGCCGACUGGUUAUGGAUCGAGUGAGCGCCGCACCUACAGCUCUACCACGGGCACGUAUGGGACCAGCAGCAUGGGAGGUUACUCUGUCCGUGAGGAACUUCCAUUGCCCGACAAACCACCUUAUACCGUCCAUCUGGGUAAUCUAUCCUUCGACGCCACCAUUGGAGAUGUCACGGACUUCUUCGCUGGAUGCGAAUGUACCAAUGUCCGAAUUAUCGAGGAUAAAUUGGAGAUGAAGCCCAAGGGGUUCGGUUAUGCAGAAUUCGCCACGCUGGAUGGCUUGAAGCAGGCUUUGACCCUUAAUGGCAGCCAAUUUCAAGGCCGUAACAUUAGAAUCAGUGUCGCCGAUCCACCCAAGGACCGAGACCGCCCAGACGCAAGAGAGUUCGGUGACUGGAGCAGAAAAGGACCCUUGCCAGACCUUCCAACCCGUGGCGAUCGUCGUGGAGAACGGGGAGGCUUUGGAUCCGACUUUGGCGGCCGUCGGGAGUACGCAGAAGGAGAUGGUAAAAUUCGAGAUUUCGGGAACUGGGAGCGCAAGGGUCCUCUUUCCCCUCUUCCUCAACAAGAGCGAGGACUAAGAGAUGGGGGUCGCCCACGAACCAUUGAUGGUCCAAGGGGUGAUGGUUUCAGAGAUCGGAGAGCAUCCCCCGCACAAUGGGGCGAGGGUCGCGCACAAGGAUCGCAGGAUGGAGGUUCAAGACCACCAAGACGUGAAUUCCAAGAACGACCGCUUGUUGAACGUACUCCUACGGCUGCUGAACAGGAUAAUCAAUGGCGUGCAAAGAUGAGACCCGACCCGCCUUCUGUGAAGUCUCCUGGUCCAUCUCGAGAUGGCAGUGAAGCCCCUUCCUCUCCUGCGGUGUCAGCUGCCACACCGACAACCCGACCGAAGCUGAAUCUUGCCAAGCGCACGGUCUCCGAAGCCCCCGAGCAACCAUCUCCAGCAUCGGUAUCUGGUGACGCUAAGGCUAGCCCAUUUGGUGCAGCACGACCCAUUGACACCGCUGCCAAGGAGAGAGAAAUUGAAGAGAAGCGUUUGGCUGCACUGAAGGAAAAGAGAGAAGCUGAGGAGAAGGCCAAGGAGGAAAGGAGAGAGGCUGCCAGAGCCGCAAAGGCUGCCGAGGCUGCGGCAUCUGAGAAGCAAGAAGGCGCCGUGGGAGAUAAGAAAGUAGAGGUCUCUCAAAAAGCCGAGGGCGAAGACGCAGCUACCGGAGAGGCGGCGGCUGAGAAGGAAAAUCAAAAUGGCUCGGUCGUUGAUGACCAGGCCGCGAAGCCUAAGGAGACUGUCCGAUCAAAGGCAUUAGAAUCUGGUGCUUGGAGACGACCAUCUGGACAGGGUCCUCCAUCGGCACCGCGUGGUGAUGAUAUUCCCAGAGGCCCCAGAGGUGGUCGAGGCGGCCGAGGAGUUGGACGCGGCCCACGACAUUACGAUGAAGGUCGCGGAGGGAGACAGGUCUCAAACGGCAGACCAGCCGCUGCGGCCACCCAAGCUCCCCCGGCAGCUGCUGCUGACCCUGAAGCUGCGGCUCUCGAGGAAGAUGGCUGGAGCACUGUUUCUAAGCCGAAGAAGAAUAACCGUGGUGGCAAUCAAGGUGCCCGUGCUAUUGCUUCGUAA
Molecule: messenger RNA, 1728 nt
Organism: Amorphotheca resinae ATCC 22711
Lineage: Eukaryota; Fungi; Ascomycota; Leotiomycetes; Helotiales; Amorphothecaceae
Exons: 6
Coding region: 1-1728 (575 amino acids)
Molecular function (GO): RNA binding
Source: RefSeq, a predicted model, not a curated record